CUGCGAUAAAUUACUUUAUCUGUGGAAUUUUUUAAUGACGAAUCCUUCAAUCAAUCCAUUGAUGCUACAAUCUGAAUGCCAAUCAAUGUAAUGAAUCUUGUCAAAAGUAAAUAAAAAAUCUGCUGUUUGGUGUUUUGUGAAAAAACUCGUCUUCAUGUUUUUGAUGUUAGUGCGGAACUGUAAUUGGAGUUUAGGACACUGAAUGUGAAGAACUUUCAUUUGUUUAAAACAAUAUUUCGUUAAAAUGGAGCCGCCCAAUAGUGGGACCAGUUCGCCUGGUCUUAUCGGUUCUGGGCCGUUAAUGCCUCCGGCUAUGCUGGGUGGACUACCACCGCCGAUGCCACCUGCAGUGGGUAUGCCUCCUGUGCCUGGUAUGCCGCCGAACAUGGGUGGCAUGCCUCCGCCUAUGGGGUUUCCUCCAAUGAUACCACCAUUUUCUAUGCCUCCUCCUGGGUUUCCUGCAUUUAAACCUAGUGUUUAUCAACCACAGGAUAUGAAUGCUCCUGCACCGGAUGUGGCUCCAAUGGCUAACCAGAGCAGUCCCUGGUCUGAACACAAAGCUCCUGAUGGAAGAACAUAUUACUAUAACUCUGUCACUAAGCAAAGUCUUUGGGAGAAACCUGAUGAUUUGAAAACUGCUGCAGAAAAAUUACUGUUAGCCUGUGUUUGGAAGGAAUACACAACAGAUGCUGGCCGUGUGUAUUAUCAUAACAUCGAAACUAAGGAGUCCAGCUGGAUUAUACCUAAAGAUCUUCAGGAGAUCAAGGAUAAAAUAGCUGCAGAAGAAGCUGCCCAGGCUGCUUUAAGUGCUGAAGUAACUCCUGGAGAAGUCCCUUUACCAGCUUCACCAUCUAACCAAACUGGAAGCUCAGCUUUAGAUGAGGCAAUGGCCAAAACCCUUGCAUCUAUAGAUACAAACCUUGCCAACUCUAUACCCAUCCCUGAAGAAAGUAAACCUGAAGAAAUGUCAGCACCCAUGCAAGGCAACAAUACUGAUAAUGUGGAAAUUCAGCCAGAAAUGCAGUAUAAAGACAAGAAGGAGGCUAUUGAAGCUUUCAAAGAACUCCUUAAGGAUAGGAAUGUGCCAUCAAACGCUACAUGGGAACAGUGUGUAAAAAUCAUAUCAAAAGAUCCUAGAUAUACAGCAUUUAAGAAGUUAAAUGAAAAGAAGCAAGCAUUUAAUGCCUACAAAACUCAGAAAUUGAAAGAUGAAAGAGAGGAACAAAGAUUAAAAACUAAGAAAAAUAGAGAAAACUUAGAAGAGUUCUUGUUAAGUUGUGACCGUGUGACAUCAUUAACAAAAUAUUACAAAUGUGAAGAGAUGUUUAGUAAUCUUGAGAUAUGGCGGUGUGUUCCCGAAUCGGAUCGAAGAGAUAUAUUUGAAGAUUGCAUAUUUACUAUCACGAAAAGAGAGAAGGAAGAGGCAAAGACUUUGAAAAAACGCAAUAUGAAAAUGCUGGCCCAGGUUUUAGAAAAUAUGAGUGAAAUUACUUACAGUAGCACAUGGAGUGAAGCACAGGUGUUAUUAUUAGAAAACUCGGCUUUCAAAAACGAUGUGAGUUUGUUAGGCAUGGACAAAGAAGAUGCUCUCAUUGUGUUUGAACAACAUAUCAGGAAUUUAGAAGCCGAAUAUUUGCAAGAACGUGAACAAGUUAAGAAACGCAACAAAAGACAGCAAAGAAAGAACAGAGAUAACUUCUUGGUUUUGCUCGACACAUUACAUGAAGAAGGAAAACUGACGUCCAUGUCAUUGUGGGUAGAAUUAUACCCUGUUAUAUCUGCUGACAUGCGAUUCUCUGCUAUGCUCGGGCAAAGCGGAUCGACGCCACUGGAUUUAUUCAAGUUUUAUGUCGAGAAUCUGAAAGCACGAUUCCAUGACGAAAAGAAGGUUAUCAAAGAAAUAUUGAAAGAGAAGAGCUUCGAUGUCAAGCCUGAUACUACUUUCGAAGAGUUUGCCACUGUUGUCUGUGAAGAUAGUAAGUCAGCAUCUCUGGAUGCUGGCAAUGUUAAGUUAACUUAUAAUUCACUACUCGAAAAGGCUGAAGCCAGGAAUAAAGAAAAGAUAAAAGAAGAAUCUAAAGCUCAGAAGAAGAUAGAAAGUGCAUUUAAAUGGGCCCUGACUGAUGCCAACAUAGAUCACCAGCUUUCAUGGAAUGAGGUCAAAGAAAAGCUAGAUCUCAGUGCUCCAGAAUUUGCCGCUGUGCCCUAUGAAGAGGACAGAGUUAGAAUUUAUAAGGACUUCCAACAUGAGCAGGAAGAAAGUUGUAUGCAUUACCAUCAUCCGAAGUCCAGGAAAGCCAAGCGAUCAAAGAAAAAGAAACGAUCUCACUCCGCAUCUCUGUCGAGGUCGCGGUCUCCGUCUCCUAUGCAAACGGCGCGCUCGCCGUCUCCAGUGCCGAGCCAUGGCACUUGGACGUCAGAUGAAGGCAGGAAACAUAAGAAGUCUAAAAAGAAGCAUCGCAAACACUCGCCCAUUCCGAAAUCGCCGACUCCAGAAGAGGGUGGUAUAACGGAUGACGAACAGCUGCGACAUAAAAGCAAAAAAUCCAAGCGUAGUGCGCCCUCCAGCCCUGAGGAAGAAGCACAUGAACAUGCGCAUAAACCUAAAAAGAAGAAGGAUAAAAAGGAAAAGAAGGAACGAUCCAGUGGAUCUACUGCUUGGAGUGAUGCAGAGCUGGAAUCUCGGCGAGCCGCUUUGCUGGCUCAGUUACACGAGCACGAGGCGGACUGACGUCGCGUUACCCACAUCCACAUCUUUAAUGACUACCCGAAGGCGCCCGCUACUGCUAAGCCCGCCUCCACCGCAGUCACCGCUACUGUAACCGCUACAGUAACAGCUACCGUAACCGCUACCGUAACAGCUACCGCAACAGUCACGUCGCCGUCGCAGCUUGAUGAACCGCUCCCACAGCAUCCCGUCGACGUUGAUGACGCUCAGCUCAACUCGGACGAAUCAUAGACAAUCGUAUACAUUUUAACGUGAAGUUAUUCGGAAUCGUUAACUAAAUAUCAAUAGUGCUAAACCGGCGUGUAUUGUGAGUUACAUGAAAAUAUGAACAUUUAAAGCAUUUGCUUAUCAAGUUAAUUUUAGUAAAAAAUAGUGAGUGUUUUCUUCUCGAUGUUAUGAGUUAUAAGUAUUCCACAGACUGUAUACUGUACGACAAGGAAAAAUAUUGUACUUUCUUUGAUAUUUUAGCAAUAGUCAUUUUUUGAUGUCAUCAUGAUAUAUUAUUAUCUUUCCCAGUGAUUUCAUAAUAUUUAGCAUAAGCUGUUAUUCAACUGUGCAACUCGUAUUUUCUUACAUAGAUUUGUUUGCCAGACAAACAUAACUAGAGUUGGUUAUUGUUUAUUAUCUUCAGCUUACGUAUGUAACCAGUAACCAAUAGCAGACUUAGAUUCAACAGAAACAUUGUUACUCCUCGACAUGGCGACAGUGCUACAAAUGCUUAAAAAUAUUUCAAUCUACAAAUGCUUAAAGUCGUUUUACAAUGAUAGAAAAGCUGUAUUUGCCAUGGCGAAUGGCGCGCUGAUUGUUCGCUGCACCCUACAUGAGUAACCGCAAAUAUAAUUGGUUUCUUAUCUGUAAAUUACUCCAUUAAAUUGGAGCAUUAACUUAGUUAUUAAAAUAUAAGUACCUAUUUUAUAUUGUAUUUUAAACAUGUGCAAGUUUAACAAUCUACAUUUGAAUACUACAUGAUACAGUAGUUUUGAAAUUAUAUGUUAGCAUACAUCGACUUA
Messenger RNA from Trichoplusia ni (cabbage looper), 3738 nucleotides. It is a transcript of the gene Prp40, whose product is annotated as pre-mRNA-processing factor 40 homolog A. Gene Ontology annotation, molecular function: RNA binding; protein binding. Gene Ontology annotation, biological process: mRNA cis splicing, via spliceosome. Gene Ontology annotation, cellular component: U1 snRNP; U2-type prespliceosome. NCBI's taxonomy places the organism in Eukaryota, Metazoa, Arthropoda, Insecta, Lepidoptera, Noctuidae. The record is from RefSeq and is a predicted model, not a curated record. Bases 245 to 2731 code for a protein of 828 amino acids. The transcript has 18 exons.